AUGGGGAUUAUCUACUCUCACUGUGUUAUCAUAAAAACAGAAGGGGCAAUUACUACGUAUCAAGUUAAUGACCAAAGAAAAGUCGAAGAUGGCAUCAAGAAGUCAACUUUGCAGGCGUACUUCAAUGAAGAAGAGUGUGAGGCAAAGUACAUGUGUGGACUAUUUGAGAUGAGAGGAAUUAUAUGUAGGCACAUUCUUUCUAUUUUUGCCACAAGAGAUGUCCAAGAGUUGCCAGAAAAAUACAUUAUGGAGAGGUGGAGGAAGGACAUUAAACGUAGAUAUGCUCUCAUUCGCAGCAGUUACGAUGACUUGAGUGGUAAAUCAGCUGCUAGUCGGUACUCUGGUUUGAUAAAAUUAUGUUACGAAGUAGCUACAAAUGCAUGUGAAAGCGAAGAUAAUUCCCUGGACAUGACAGAGAAGCUAAAGGCAAUGAAUUCAAUUUACACCAAAUCAAAGCCCCAGGCCACAGUUGCAAGCACUCAUACUUCCAUUUAUGCUAAAACUGGUAGUUCGAAAAAGGUGUUGAGUCCUCGUGUUAUCAGAGGCAAAGGGAGGCCCCCAUCAAAGAGGAGACAACCUACAAUAGAGAAGCUACAAACCAAAAACAAAAAGGCUGGUAGCAAGCGACAAAGAAAAAGUGCAACAUCACAUACGGAAGAUGUCUUAAACCCCAUAGAUGAGGUAAUACUGCAUGGCACACCACAAGGUGUUUCGCAAAUACCUGCUACACAACAAAGUGUUAUUUCUCAGGUGAACAUCGUAUCUCAUGGCUCUCUCGAUAAUUGA
Molecule: messenger RNA, 786 nt
Organism: Carya illinoinensis
Lineage: Eukaryota; Viridiplantae; Streptophyta; Magnoliopsida; Fagales; Juglandaceae
Product: protein FAR1-RELATED SEQUENCE 9-like
Exons: 3
Coding region: 1-786 (261 amino acids)
Source: RefSeq, a predicted model, not a curated record